UCCUUCUCUACAUUGAUAGCCCACCACGAUAAUGAUGCAAAGAUACUCGGUGGUGAUGGUGGGAAAUCGGGGAAGAGGGGAAGUGGAUCGCGAGGGAGGUUCGACGUAGCAUCGGCGCGGCAAUAUUCACGGUUCAGUUUAACGUCGCCGACAAACAGCCCGUCACGUGAAGAGCCGUCAUCAUCAACUUAUCGAAUGCCGCCCCCUCAAGCGGACUGUUGUGCUUGCCUCGGGGCUGCUGUUCGAUGGUGUUUUGGAGUGGACCCUGCAGGGAAGGAUGUAUUGAAUCGACGGGAUCGUCGGCUUGUUGCUCAACAUGAGAAAUUGGGCCUGGUAGGGGAGGGUUUACUCGACGCACCGCCUCCACCACGAUUAGAGCAUUCCAUCACAGAUAGGGUGAGGGAUCAGGUAUACGAAAUCCAACGGCAACGAAGUGAUCGGACAAGCUUUAUCAAUCCCGGGAUGUAUGGCAACAGUCUCGGAGGAAUGCGAUCACCAUCGGGAGCUGUGGAUGCGGGCUUGGACCAUACCGAUAUCAUUAGCCUUAGACUCAAGCUCGACCCAACUAGAAAGGUUACGUCUAAGUAUAAAUGGACGGGCAUCCGUCUGGGGAAGGGAGGAUACGCUUCGGUGUAUGAGGUUCAUGAACGCUCUACAGGGGCUAGAAGGGCGUGUAAAAUAAUAUCGAAGAAAAGAGUCGAGGAUUUGGAAUUGUUGGAGAGGGAGUUGCAGGUUCUUAUCAGCUUGGAUCAUCCGAACAUCAUAAGGAUGCUCUCGUGGUAUGAAUCGGAUAAUAAUCUGUACGUCAUAAUGGAGUUGUGCGAGGGCGGCGAAUUGUUCGACGUCAUUGACAAGAGGGAGGAGCUUUAUUCGGAUCAUCUUAUAGGAUCCAUAAUCCGCCAGAUCUUCCUUGGAGUGGCCUAUCUGCAUCAAGCUGGGAUAGUCCAUAGAGAUUUGAAGUUGGAAAACUGCCUGUUUAAAAAUAAGGACAUGCGCUCCUGUGUAAAGUUGAUCGACUUUGGUCUUGCUGGCUUGAAGCCUAUGUACCACGAUAAGCCCUGGUUGAAGGACGUUCUAGGUACUGCCCUCUACAUGGCACCAGAAGUUAUAUCAGAUAACACCUAUUAUGAUGAGAAGUGCGACUCAUGGUCUGUUGGGAUAAUCAUGUAUAUUAUGCUUACUGGUCAACAUCCCUUUUGGACACCUAAGAGUUUAAGUGAUGAGAGGGAGCUAUUCCAUAGGGUUAAGACUAUGGAACCUGAUUUGACUAAGAUCCCAAGUAAACCUGCGGCUGAGUUGGUUGGCCUACUGUUACAGAAGGAUCCUUCUAAACGGCCAUCAGCUAGAGAGGCGUUGAAUCAUCCCUGGCUACGACAACAUGAGUUUUACCCAGCAUAUNNNNUAAUGCGCUUGAGAAAGAUAUAG
Perkinsus marinus ATCC 50983 is the source of this 1425-nucleotide messenger RNA. RefSeq names its product calcium-dependent protein kinase, putative. The transcript is spliced from 15 exons. Gene Ontology annotation, biological process: peptidyl-serine phosphorylation; intracellular signal transduction; protein autophosphorylation. Gene Ontology annotation, cellular component: nucleus; cytoplasm. Gene Ontology annotation, molecular function: calmodulin binding; calcium-dependent protein serine/threonine kinase activity; calcium/calmodulin-dependent protein kinase activity. Bases 196 to 1425 code for a protein of 409 amino acids. The record is from RefSeq and is a predicted model, not a curated record. NCBI's taxonomy places the organism in Eukaryota, Perkinsozoa, Perkinsida, Perkinsidae.